Ipomoea nil (Japanese morning glory) is the source of this 1410-nucleotide messenger RNA. Its product is annotated as bifunctional aspartokinase/homoserine dehydrogenase 1. Gene Ontology annotation, biological process: aspartate family amino acid biosynthetic process. The record is from RefSeq and is a predicted model, not a curated record. The transcript is spliced from 12 exons. Gene Ontology annotation, molecular function: aspartate kinase activity; homoserine dehydrogenase activity. Lineage: Eukaryota; Viridiplantae; Streptophyta; Magnoliopsida; Solanales; Convolvulaceae. Bases 119 to 1258 code for a protein of 379 amino acids.
AGCAGUCACUCAACUCAGUCAGCCAAGAUUAAACCCGUAGCCAAAACCCAGAACCCCACAAGUCAUCGCCAUAAUCCCAGAACCAACCUUCCAGCAAUCGGCAUUAGACGGUGACAAAAUGAAGGAAAUACCGUUGUUGCUAAUGGGUUGUGGGGGCGUUGGCCGCCAGCUCCUCCAACACAUUGUUUCCUGCAGAUCCCUUCACGCCAAAUUGGGAGUGCAUUUGCGGGUUGUGGGAGUGUGUGAUAGCAAGUCAUUAGUGGUGGUUCCUGAUGUUUUUACUGCGGAGUUGGAAGAUUCUUUGUUGUUGGAGGUUUGCAAGGCCAAGUCCAGUGGAGCUUCUUUGCAUACACUUAGCAAUUUUGGUGUAUGCGAAACAUUUUCAAGUACAGGUGUUAUAAGAAAAGUCACCGACAUUGGUGGGCUUCUUGGUAGUUCAACAGGUUUGGCAUUUGUUGAUUGCUCAGCUAGUUCUGAGACUGUUGAAGUUCUAAGUAGAGUAGUGGGUUUUGGAUGCUGUGUGGUGCUGGCUAAUAAAAAACCACUCACUUCAUCCAUGGAACAUUAUGACAAGUUGGUUGCACAACAUCGUCGCCUUCGACAUGAAUCCACUGUUGGUGCAGGGCUUCCAGUCAUAGCAUCCUUAAAUCGUAUAAUUUCUUCUGGAGAUCCUGUCUAUCGAGUUAUUGGGAGUUUAAGUGGUACAUUGGGAUAUGUGAUGAGUGAGGUUGAGGAUGGAAAACCGUUCAGCCAAGUGGUUUGUGCUGCCAAAAGCCUUGGCUACACUGAACCAGAUCCUCGAGAUGAUCUUGGUGGCAUGGAUGUGGCAAGAAAGGCUUUGAUCCUUGCCCGGCUACUUGGACGCCGCUUAAAUUUAGAGAGCAUGAAGAUUGAAAGCUUGUAUCCCGCAAACAUGGGACCUGACGUGAUGCCAUUGGAGGAGUUUUUGAAGAAUGGCCUUCCCUUGCUUGACAAGGGCAUACGAGAAAGGACCGAAAAGGCUUCUUCAAAUGGGAAUGUUCUGCGCUAUAUAUGCUUGAUCGAUGACUCAAGAUGUGAAGUUGGCGUCCAAGAAGUUCCAAAAAAUUCUGCACUAGGAAGACUAAGAGGGAGCGAUAAUGUGUUGGAAAUAUACAGCCGAUGCUAUAAAGAACAGCCGCUAGUUAUCCAAGGUGCUGGCGCAGGGAAUGAUACAACAGCAGCAGGCGUCCUGGCCGAUAUCCUAGACAUUCAGGAUCUCUUUCCUUUCCUUGAUUGACGCUGUUAGUAUCAUUUUUUUGUGCUUUCGAGAAUAGAUACUCAGGAUAUGAAGUUAAUCGCCAUCUAUCUGGUCCCUGAUAAGGGCAAGAACAAUUGCUAUUGUCCUCUGACUAAACUAUAUUUACAGAAAAUUGAAGGUACUAACUUGAU